Molecule: messenger RNA, 801 nt
Organism: Paraglomus occultum
Lineage: Eukaryota; Fungi; Glomeromycota; Glomeromycetes; Paraglomerales; Paraglomeraceae
Source: the annotation of a GenBank genome assembly
AUGGCACGCGGGCCCAGGAAACACUUGAAACGGCUCAAUGCCCCAUCACACUGGAUGUUGGACAAGCUCACAGGGACUUAUGCACCUCGACCAUCUCCUGGUCCACAUAAGCUCCGUGAGUGUUUGCCACUGGUUAUUUUUCUGAGAAAUCGGCUGAAAUACGCGUUAAAUAAGAAGGAAGUCAUGUCUAUCGUAAUGCAAAGACUGAUCAAAGUCGAUGGAAAAGUUCGAACUGAUCCAACUUUCCCUGCUGGAUUUAUGGACGUCAUCACAAUCGAGAAGACAGCCGAGAAUUUUCGCUUAAUCUACGACACCAAGGGCCGCUUUACAAUCCACAGAAUUACCGAUGAUGAGGCUAAAUACAAACUCGCCAAGGUUAAGCGUGUUCAAGUCGGCAAAAAAGGCAUCCCGUUUAUGGUUACUCAUGACGGACGCACGUAUCGUUAUCCUGAUCCAAAAAUCAGUGUCAACGACACGAUAAAGGUGGAUUUAGAAAGCAGUAAAGUCACCGAUACUAUUAAAUUUGAUGUCGGAAAUCUUGCCAUGGUCACUGGUGGACGUAACAUGGGAAGGGUAGGAGUUAUUGAACAUAGAGAACGUCAUAUUGGAGGGUUCGAUCUUAUACAUUUAAAAGAUACAGCAGGUCAUCAAUUCGCUACCCGUAUUGGCAACGUUUUCGUCAUUGGUGAAGGAUCGAGAUCGUACGUUAGCUUGCCAAGAGGCAAGGGUGUGAAACUGAGUAUUGCUGAAGAAAGAGACAAACGUCGUGCGGCUGCGCAGGCAGCGACUUCUUCACAUUAG